Molecule: messenger RNA, 2329 nt
Organism: Hirundo rustica (Barn swallow)
Lineage: Eukaryota; Metazoa; Chordata; Aves; Passeriformes; Hirundinidae
Gene: RIC3
Product: RIC3 acetylcholine receptor chaperone
Exons: 6
Coding region: 4-1158 (384 amino acids)
Biological process (GO): synaptic transmission, cholinergic; protein localization to cell surface
Cellular component (GO): intracellular membrane-bounded organelle; neuronal cell body; neuron projection
Source: RefSeq, a predicted model, not a curated record
GCCAUGGCGGCCUGGACGUGUUGCCGGGUGGCCGCCGUGUCCUGCCUGGUGCUCUGCGUCUCCCUGCUCCUGCCGCGCACCUUCCUGCCCCGGGCCGGCGGCAGGCAGGAGCCCGGAGCCGCGCCGCCCGAGGGGAAGCUUGGUCGCUUUCCACUGAGGAUGCAUUCCCACGCCAUUCCUGAUGGCCGAGCUGUCCCUCAUUUUCCAAGGUCUCACCUUACUGAAGCAGUUGCCAAAGCCAAGGCAGGUGGAGGUGGUAGUGGAAGCACUGGUGGAAGUGGAAGAGGUCUUGUGGGACAGAUUAUCCCUAUAUAUGGAUUUGGCAUCUUCUUAUAUAUUCUGUACAUUUUAUUUAAGCUGGCUUCCAAGGGAAGAACUACUCCUGCAGAGCGGAAAUGCCCCACUGCUACACCUGGGAAUAUGAAGAGGAAAAUCACUGACUAUGAGCUCACUCAACUCCAGGAAAGACUGAGAGAGACAGAAGAAGCAAUGGAAAAAUUAAUCAACAGAGUAGGUCCUAAGAAUGACAGGACCCAAAAUGUUACAACAGACCAGGAAAAAAUGUUACUUCAACAACUCCGAGAAAUUACUAGAGUUAUGAAGGAAGGAAAAUUCGUUGAUGACAUCUCUCCUGAGAAGGAAGCUGAGGAAGCUCCUUACAUGGCGGAUUGGGAAGGUUAUCCAGAAGAGACCUAUCCUGUCUACGAUAACUCCGAUUGCUUCAAGCGCAAACAGGACACAAUCCUUGUGGAUUACCCUGACCUGAGCCAGCCCACUCCAGAAGAGCUGGCAGAAAGAAUGGAGGGCAUGGAAGAUGAGGAGUAUCCUUACGAUGAAACCCUGCUAAGUGAUCUCACCACGGGAAUGAGUGGUCAGGAUUUAAUGCAGAAAAAGGAAGAUGUAACUCUCAUCAGGGAGGAGAAGAGUGACCUUCCCACCAGCCAGAGCACUGGGGAGUGCUGCUGUUGCUGUGAUGAUGAUCCGGCUGUCAUAGCAGAGAAUGCUGGAUUCCACUCUGAGAGCUGCAGUGAAGUAGAAGAGACAAGCCAAGAGGACCUGUCAGCGGAGUCAGAAAAUGAAAAUGCAGCCCUGCAAAAAGUCACGGAUUCAGAGGAGACAGGCACACUGAGAAAGCGCAACACCAAAGUACUUGGUUGAUAGGGACAACAGUGGAUGCUAUCUGGAUAUAAAGGUAGAGGUCAUGAACUGUCAUCCAUGUGGGUUUUGUUCCUCCCGGUGAGGACUUGUGUGUGUUCAUCUCCUUGUACCUAUUGCAUUCUCGUGGUACCAGUCACACCAUCUGCCUGAACUGGAAGCCAGUGCCCUCUUUCAUGCACUCGUCAUGGGUUACCAUGAUGCUGCCAACAGUGCUUUGUCCUUGAUUAUUGAAGCCUUGUAUUUUGGAGCAGAUAUUUGUGACUCAUUCCUUUUCAGUUCUAAAGGAGCCAUUUUUGUGCUUUUUCAUCCGAGAAUUAACCAAAUAUCUCUUCUGACUUUUCCAAAAACAUCCAUGUGCUACCAGUUAGGAGAGUUAAUCAAAUCCUUUUAUAUACAUGAGUUUACUGGGAUGCUGAAGGACAAAACAUGCCUUCUUUCUCUUAGCUCAGUGUUAGCUGGACAGCAGAUCAUAGUCACACACAUGAUUCUCCCUGUCAUUGCUCUCUAUGCUUGAGAAACUGCUGUCACUACAAUCCACAAAGCUUCUAUGCUACACCACAGCCCCUUUCCCAGUUAUUCCAUGUUGUUUGAACAGUAGCCUAAUCCACGUUGUGUUACUUGUGUGAGCAAGACUGGAGCUCUGUGAGUUGUGCUUUAACUUUGCCUUAGCCAAGGUGAAAUUCCCAGAUGAUUGCAGGAAGUGGACCACAAUGUGUGAGAGCACUAAAAAUAUCCCUAGAGAUUAAAAAAAAAGCAGUGUUAAGUUUUGUCUAUAAAGGAGGGAACAUGAGGGACCCUCAGACUGAAGGUAGCAGGUAGGCUUUUCCUCCUUCCUGGAAACCUGCAGGUUUUUUAUGCUCUUGGAAUGUUGUUGCGAGGGUCAUGUUGAGGCAACUCUAGGUAUGGGAUGAGGAGGGUGCUGGGGUCAAGGGCUCCUGAGGGGACAUGGCAGGCUGUCCCUGUACCCAAGGGACAGCCUUUCUUGUACAAGCAGCAUGACAGGUGGGAUGGGCUCCAGGGAAGGGUUCGUCAUCUCCCAUGAACUUCGUGCUUCUCCCAUAUCUGGGCACUUUUCAGGCCCACCAUAACCCAGUGUAUUGGGCCACACUCAUAGCCCAGUCACAGUGGCUGUUUGUGAUGUCACCAGUCCCCUGAGUGCUCUGGCACUAUA